This is a messenger RNA of Paramecium pentaurelia, 1021 nucleotides long. Lineage: Eukaryota; Ciliophora; Oligohymenophorea; Peniculida; Parameciidae. The record is from the annotation of a GenBank genome assembly.
UAAUGGGUUCCUAACCUUAGAAGUCUAGAAAUUAAAUUGCCAAUAGGUACUAAUAAUAAAGAAUACAGACUAACUAAAUGCAAUAACAAAUACAAAUGUAAUAUCAUUAACCUAAUUAAUAAAUGAACAUUCCAUUGCAAUAUUCUUAAACAUUCUAAUACAAUCAUUCAUCUACAUACUUAUAUAACUAAUCAAUGAUUUAAUAAGCCCCAGCAUCACAUGUAAUUAGAAAUUAAUUAUUUAAUAGAGAUAACCAAAUGUAAACUCUUAACCUUAAGUUCUCAAAAAUGAUUUUUGUAUAGAAAAGGCAAAAAUUGUAGGAAAUGAAAAUUCAAAAAUAGAAUUUGUUUUGUUUGCAUUAACUCCUUGCAAAAUUUAAGUAGAUUUUUUAAUAAAAUUAGAUAUAUGUACAAUGUUAAGAGAUAUUUAAUCCUGUUAAUAACAUCUUUUAAGAAAUAAGGGAUUAAUAAUUUUAUGAUGAAUUUUAAAUAGUUGAACCUUAAACUAUGAAUGUUUAAAUUUCUAGUAAAAUAACAAUUCCUAGAAGCUGUUUAAAAUAGAAAAAAUCUAGUUUUGGUUAAGUUUAUUAGAAACUUAUAAUAAUAAUAUAAAACAAAAUAAUGAUGAUGAUAUAUUAUUAUGAUUAUGAAGAUGAUCAAUUAAAAUUAGUGAAAUAAAAGUUCUAACAUAAUAAUAAAGGAGCAUUUGAUGUUUAAGAAAUUUAUGGAAUAAAUGAUUCUAAUUUAGUUGGAUCUAUGAAACAUGAUUAAAAUGAUGGAGAAUGCAUAAUAUGUUUAAGUGAAACAAUUGAUACAAUUAUAAUGCCUUGUAGACACAUGUGUUUAUGUGGUAAUUGUGCAAAAUAGAUAAUGGAUAAAAAAAUGCAAUUAAAAAAUGAAUCUGUAGAAAGAUAAUAACAUGCUCCCGAUUUUAAUCUCUGUCCUCAAUGUAGAAUGGGUAAUUAUUUUAUAUAUUAUUUAUAGAAAUUGAUUCCUUUAUUAAAUUACAAAAAAUUUCUUGA